UUACUUUCUUAAACUGUUUUGCUGUGGUACGCAAACGAGUCUCUAAACUUUUUGCCUAUAAGUUCAUAUCAUACUUCCAACAUGGCAAACACGAACAACAGCUACGCACUGUUACCGGCUGAUCCGAUCAAAUUACUUUUUCAGAUAGCUUUAUGUAUUUUACUUAUAAUACCGACAGUUCUAUUGGCAAUGGUCAAACAAAUUAUCGGAUCUCAGAAAAAAAUAAUCAGAGGUCAAAUAGUCGUGAUUACCGGAGCCGGCCAGGGUUUGGGGCGUGAGCUUUCCAUGAGAUUCUACAGGUUGGGCGCCAAAGUGGCUUGUGUGGACGUGAACGGCGAUAGUGCCAUCCAAACGGCUCAAGCGAUCAAAGAUGCCGGUGGUGUGGCCAGAGCUUACGCAGUAGAUGUAACCAAGAGGGAUCAGAUCAAAUCAAUGCACGAGGCGAUCAAAAAAGAGUGGGGUCAGGUGGACAUAGUGGUGAAUAACGCGGCGAUAGUUAAAGGUCACUUGUAUGUCACCCCCAACUCCGACAAGAUCAUCGAAGACAUUGUGGACGUCAACUUACUAGGACAAUAUUGGGUAAACAGAGAAAUACUUCCGUCAAUGCUAGAAAGGAAUAGCGGACAAAUCGUCGCUAUAUCGUCCAUGUCGUCGAUGAGCGGACUGGCUAGCGCGUCCUCGUAUGCGGCCACCAAGUGGGCGACAAACGGUAUGAUGGAAUGUUUGCACAACGAAUUGAAAUCUCUCAACUCGAACGUAGUGUCCACGACGGUGUGUCCGUACUUCAUAGAUACCACCCCGGACAUUUCCACCUCCUGGGAACUUAGACUACCCGCAAUGCCAACCUCGUAUGCCGCUGAAAUAAUAAUGAAUGGAAUACUUGAAAACCGGAGGAUAUUUUCAGUGCCCAACCACUUAAUGUGUUUAGUGGCGUUUGGCAGGUUAUUACCAGACAAUUGGCAAGAGUAUGCAAGUAAAAUAUUCAGUGUGAAAAUCUUACCAACGCUUGAUGAUAAGGAAGUUGAAAAAAAUUAUCGAAUUAAGAGUUCGGCUGAAGUAUAGCAUAAUGAUAUUAUAUUAUAAGUUAUAACAAUGUUGAAGACACUAAAAUUAAAUUUAAACUAAAUAUUUUGUACACUGCGACUUCAUUAGCUAAUGGCAAAAAGUAACAAUUGUAUGUUAUGAAUAACUGCAAUAAAUAUGCUUAUAAUUCGUUUA
Messenger RNA from Adelges cooleyi (spruce gall adelgid), 1218 nucleotides. RefSeq names its product short-chain dehydrogenase/reductase family 16C member 6-like. The record is from RefSeq and is a predicted model, not a curated record. The transcript is spliced from 6 exons. Gene Ontology annotation, cellular component: lipid droplet. Gene Ontology annotation, molecular function: oxidoreductase activity, acting on the CH-OH group of donors, NAD or NADP as acceptor. The coding region runs from base 82 to 1062 and encodes 326 amino acids. Lineage: Eukaryota; Metazoa; Arthropoda; Insecta; Hemiptera; Adelgidae.